Neurospora tetraspora is the source of this 1147-nucleotide messenger RNA. RefSeq lists its product as uncharacterized. The transcript is spliced from 3 exons. The record is from RefSeq and is a predicted model, not a curated record. NCBI's taxonomy places the organism in Eukaryota, Fungi, Ascomycota, Sordariomycetes, Sordariales, Sordariaceae. Gene Ontology annotation, molecular function: oxidoreductase activity, acting on NAD(P)H, oxygen as acceptor. The annotation marks the transcript as partial. Gene Ontology annotation, cellular component: intracellular anatomical structure.
GGUCCAAGUGCAAGGCGUCACCAUAUAAAAUCUCUGACUUCACAAGCUCCCCGGGUUCCGAAGGAGAACAACGACAACGGCCACAACUAUCACCAGCAAAACAAACAUCGAAGCGUAUAUCCAGCAAGCCACACACUAUCGAGCACAAUGUCUGGACCCAAAGUCAUCAUUGUCACCGGCGGAAGCAAGGGCAUUGGCCUUGCUGUCGUGCAGGACCUACUGAAAGCCAAGCACAAGGUUGUCCUUGUUGCCAGGACGUCCUUUGGCGUUAGCGAGCUCGUGAAGGUUUAUCCAGACCAGGUCAAAUUCCUGUCCGCCGACAUGACAGUGCCCGAUCUUGCUCUCCUUUCUUACGGAAAGCUUGAUGGUGUUGUUGUCAACCAUGGAGUAAUUGAUCCCAUCGCACGUCUGGCCGAUGCUUCCAUCGAGGAUUGGAAGAAGUGCUACGAUGUGAACGUCUUCAGUGCCCUUUCCAUUGUCAAAGAAGCCAUCCCCCAUCUACGAGCCACCAAGGGCAAGAUCAUCUUCGUAUCCUCGGGCGCCGCUUUCAAGGCAUAUGCCUCUUGGGGAGCAUACGGCUCUUCCAAGGCCGCGUUCAACUCAAUUUGCCGCCACGUUGCCGUGGAGGAGCCAGACGUCACAGCAGUGGCAGUCAGCCCAGGACGGGUUGAUACCGACAUGCAGAAGGAAAUACGCGAGAAGGGCCAAGGCGCCAUGUCAGAUAAAGAGUACGCUGACUUCGUCUCGGUCUUCGAGGAAGGUAAGCUCAACAAGCCUGAGUGGCCUGCCCAGGUCAUCGCGAAGCUGUCACUUGACGCCAAGUCUGACCUGUCCGGUAAAUACGUCGAGUGGAACGGACCGGAGGUUGCGGAGUAUCGUGAGCAGCAGUGUGGUACUAGGAAACUUUUGUCUAGUUAGCAACCAUAUCUGGAAAAAGUAACGAAGACAGGAGAAGAUAGUAAUGGGGCAAGAAGUCAGUCGAAAGAUGAAAAGGCUGUACUUGUAUCAACAUAGAAAUUCAGUACUAGCAUGGAAGUAAGUUGAUUCAUCACAUUGCCAUGUUUGUUUGUGCUUGUGUUCGAGAAAGUAAAAAAAAAAAUGUACCUACUGUGUCAAGUCAUCACUAGAGCGCAAGCGGCAUUCCUAC